Dromiciops gliroides (monito del monte) is the source of this 3464-nucleotide messenger RNA. It is a transcript of the gene FAM110C, whose product is annotated as family with sequence similarity 110 member C. Gene Ontology annotation, cellular component: cell cortex. Gene Ontology annotation, biological process: positive regulation of cell migration; regulation of cell projection assembly. Bases 211 to 1446 code for a protein of 411 amino acids. The record is from RefSeq and is a predicted model, not a curated record. The transcript has 2 exons. Gene Ontology annotation, molecular function: alpha-tubulin binding. Lineage: Eukaryota; Metazoa; Chordata; Mammalia; Microbiotheria; Microbiotheriidae.
GCAAGCUGCCGGUAAAGGUGUGGAGUUCGUGUUUGCAGACAGCACAGACUGUCUCGUGCUUAGGGAGCUUGGAGUUUCUGCCCCUCCUUUGGCACUAAACAGCCAGGCAAGGGACUUUGGAACUGGACUAAGCUCCCAGGACACUAAUGUGGGCGACUGCCCCAGCCUCUUGCAUUUUUCUGCCCUGAGUUCCAGCCACCCCAAACUGACAUGCCAACUGAGCUUGCUCCUAGCCUGGGAAUGUAUGCUCUUUCCGACCUGGAUUCCUCCCUGACGAUCCGGCUACUCCACAAGGGUCCAGACUACCUGCGCAGGCAGAUAGAAAGGGGAGACCGGGCCAAGAAGAGUGCUGUGGAGAGACUAGCAGCGGAUAAGGCCAAGUAUGUCAAAAGCCAGCAGGUUAUUGGCACCAAGCAGGAGCCUGCCAGGCUGAGCUCAGCUUCAGAGAGCAGUAGUGAAGCCUGUUCUGUGGAAAGCAGAAAAAGCAGCAAAGACUCAACAGGAAGAAAGGAGUCAGACAGUGGGGACACCUGGUGCCCCACUCCCCAGCCAGCGUUUCCUGUGGCCCGGAGGGGCAUUAACAGGAGGCAACUGAGGCCGGAUUCCCUUGUCAUCUAUCGUCAGAAGUGUGAGUUGGUCAAAGGCCAAGGCACUGAGAGUGCAAGAGGGGGCUUGGUGAGGAAGAUUCUCCAGGUUCCCAGCAAAGAAAAGAUGAUCGUUUCUCCAGACAUGCCCAGAGUGAAGGAGGAAGCCAGGGCAGAAAGUGAGGAGGUCCGAUUAGAGAGCAAAGAAGCCAAACCGGAGACUAAGGAGACCAAACUGGGUGGUGAAGGAACCAGAUUGGAAAGUAAAGAGACCAGGAUGGAGAAUAAGGAGACAAGACUGGAGAGCGAGGAGGCCAGCUUGAAGAACAAGGAGGCCAGAGUGGACAACAAGGACACUGCUCCUCCCAAUCACCCAGCGACCACUCCCCUCGUCACCCCUUCCAGUGAGGACAAGGUGCCCAUGAAAGCACCUGUGGUGACAGCUGAGCUCAGGGACGUGAAGAGAAGGAGCCUGCACCGCUCCAAGUCUGACAUAAGCUCUCGUUACUCCAAAUCCUUCUCUGAGUUUGACACCUUCUUUAAAUACUGCGGCCUGGACCCUGAGGUGGUGGAAGAUCUUGGGAGGGAAAACUUUUCAGCAGGGUGGGACCAUAGGUCCUUCAAGAUCCGCAGUGUGAGCAUAGCCACCUCUGAGGGUGGCUUCUCCCAUCACAGUGGGGAUGAGGGGCUGCUGGAAGAGGAGCUCACAGAGCAGGUCCCUAGCACCACCUCAGUGAUUGAACGCAAUGCUCGGAUUAUCAAGUGGCUGUAUACAUGUAAAAAGGCCAAAGAGACAGAGAAAAAGGGGGCCCAGGACUUAGCUGGAAAGGUGCUGGUUCCCAAGGCCACAGAAACACGGUAAAACCAAGAAUGCAGACUUUCCCUGAGAUGGAGGCUACACAGAACAGAUCAUGGACUGGUUAGGACUUUCUCAUCUCUCUUAAGCUUCCACCUGCUUGACAGAGCUUGGGAAGCAUUUGCUUCUUCACCAGAGGAAGUCUUCCUUUACCUGGACAUCUCAAAGGAGUCUGGGAGGUCCACAGCAGGAGAGGUGAAGUUUUGAGUAACGGCGAAGGUGGGGAAUCAUCUGAGAUAUUUGGAAAGAAGACCAAGUUCAGAUGGAUCUAAUGGUAUAACAAGCUGUUGAAAUAUUUAUUAUUUUGAAGGUGGGUCCGUGACAUGAGAUCAUGCUGAACCAGAUAGCGACCAAGAGUAGGAGGGUUAGUAGGUGAAGAUGAUAUCUGCCUAUCUCUCUGACUGUGGAGAGACCCAGAGACACUAAAUUACAAACUUAGCUUAAACUAAAUAUUGUAUUCUAUUUUUGUACUUAUGUUACUGUGGUUAAACCCUUGAGUUCCUUAAGUAUUUAUUUGAGAAUAGUUGUAAAACAGAAAAUCCAGGUAGCUUAAUCUGGGGAGGUGAUAUUAAAUAUGUAUGCUAAAGCUCCAUACAAAUAUGAUCAUCUGUACUACCCAGAAGACUGACUAUGCUAAUGAACAUGUUUGUGACAAAUCAUGAAAUUAUUUUCUUCAGAAUCUUUGUGGGUCAUGGGAGGAAAAACAAACUGGCCAUCAUGACAUUGAUAGAGAUUCUUUUCUUUCCCAACUGAUAUUCCAUUAUGAGGAUUUUUCUUUAGUCAUAACUCUAAAAAUGCUGCUAUUUAUCUAAACACUGGGUGAUACCCUUGGAUAAAAUAGAUAAUGUAAAUAUUGGGGGGAGUUAUUCAUUCUAGUUGAAGGUAUGCAAUUAAUUCUUCACAUAAAUGGACCUGUAUUCCUUCAAACAAGACCAUUAAAUGCUUUUCUUCUGUUAAAUACAAUAGGGGUCAGCAUUUCAGGCCAAAUGCCCUUUAAAUCAAAGUGAUAGCUGACAUCUAUCUAUCUAUCCAUAGAAUGGAGGGGAAGGACCUGGUUUUAGCUUUAAGAUAUUAGGAGGCUACUGAGCAUUUAUAAAACGUAUGGGGGUCAAACCUGGGUAUGUCUUGGAAACUGGACACUUAGUUAUAGAUAAAAGGAGUACUCAGAGCAGAAGAUCAAAAGAUCUUGUACUUCAGUAGCCCAUACCCCUCUGUGACCUGGAAGCUAUGAACUAGAGCUGAGAGUAAGUUAGUAUUGCCAAUUCAUACUGUGCUCUCUAUUCUCCAUCUGGAGAGAAAGUCCUUGGUACUAAGUCUAGAUACAAGAAUAAAAAGUUGAUACUUUUUCUUUAAUAAGAGAUUGAGAGUGAGAAAACCUUUGUCCUAAUUCUGUAUUUCCCCAACCUGUAAAUCACUUAACCCCUCUGUGCCUUAGCCUUACCAGAAGAGAUAAGGCUCUGCUAACCAUCAGAACAAGGAAUAAUUUAUCUAUUUCAUUAUUAAUAGAAAACUCUUAUUAGAAGUAACAUAUUUAGAGAUUACAGAAGGCAGAACUAUUGUAUAAAUACAGGUAUUAGCACUUGCCUAUUUACUCAUGUAUAGAAACAGUUAAACAGCCUUAUUUCAAACUGUACAUAUACAACUGCUUAGGUUAAUUAUGAUCAUAUAAAAAACCUAUCAGUUAUUAGUCACUUGCUGAAAGAAAGCUCUUUGUACAUUGCCCUUUUUUAUAGGGGUUAGUGUCCUUGGUUACAGGAACAGUUUUGUGAUAAAGACAUAAGUCUACGCUUUAGCCACUCUAUUUAGACUCAUUAAAAUCUGCUUUUGCCAUUUACAACUACAAUAAUGUAUAUUCUGUAUAACAAAAAUAAAGGUGUAUAUUUCAUUUACACAUAAGAAAUCUUGCCAUCCUGUCUAUGAGAUUCUUUUAUAGAAAAUGGAAUGUAUUUCAAAAUUAGAAUAACUAAUUUUAAAAAGUCUUUUGUUUGCUUCUAUUUUAUUCUUUUUGAUUUUCAUCUCUCUUU